CCUGCAGGUGCCCAGCUCUACCAGGUGAAUGAGCAGAGCUGACCUGACAGGAACACUGGUUCUUGAUUGUGUGACGGAACAUCUUCGCUGUUUGCCAAAUGGAAUUGUCCGUGGCCAUGUGUGGUCUCCUUUGCCUGCUCUUCAGCCAAGCUGUGCCCAUGUGUGUGCCCACGGACUACACUCUGUAUGAGGAGAGACGUGAAUGUGACUUCUGCGUGGCCAUCAAUACGACCAUUUGCAUGGGCUUCUGCUACUCAAGGGACAGUAACAUGAAGGAGUUGGCCGGACCGCGUUUCCUUAUCCAGAGAGGCUGUACCUAUGACCAGGUGGAGUACCGAACAGUCAUGCUACCUGGCUGCCCGCUCCAUGCCAACCCUCUCUUCACCUACCCCGUGGCCCUCAGCUGCCACUGUGGCACCUGCAACACAGACAGUGAUGAGUGUGCCCACAAGGCCAGCAGUGGAGACGGCGCCAGGUGUUCCAAGCCACUCAGACAAAUCUACCCAUACCCUGGCCUGAACAACUACAUCCCCCCCAACUGAUAACGCUCUCCCUUCCCUGGAUAGUUUGGCUGUAAUGACCAUAAUGACCAAUAAGGCAAGGAGAAUGGUCAGUUCAACUCAAGUUUAUGGUCACUAGCCAUAAUCAUUAUGAUAACAGAGCAGCAUUGUUGUAUUCAUGUGUUUGUGGUGGAUACAGUGAGCUACAGGGUGGUGUAUCCUAUUCAUCGUGACAUGUAUUGUUGCUGUUGUGUUUGGUAUGUGAAUAUGCCUUUUUGUUUGCCACUUUGCUUGCCAUGGAGGCUGAUCCUGGUAUUUCUGUCUGCCUCAUGUCUUUCCUGUCCACUGACUCACUGAGCUAUUUUGUUUACGGUGAACCAACAUCAUGAACGGGACGUUAUUAAAGCUGAAGUCUGUAAA
Salvelinus fontinalis (brook trout) is the source of this 920-nucleotide messenger RNA. RefSeq names its product thyrotropin subunit beta. Gene Ontology annotation, biological process: G protein-coupled receptor signaling pathway. Gene Ontology annotation, cellular component: cytoplasm; extracellular region. Gene Ontology annotation, molecular function: hormone activity. The record is from RefSeq and is a predicted model, not a curated record. The coding region runs from base 99 to 542 and encodes 147 amino acids. The transcript is spliced from 3 exons. Lineage: Eukaryota; Metazoa; Chordata; Actinopteri; Salmoniformes; Salmonidae.